Messenger RNA from Prorocentrum cordatum, 177 nucleotides. The record is from the annotation of a GenBank genome assembly. Lineage: Eukaryota; Dinophyceae; Prorocentrales; Prorocentraceae.
GAGUCCCUGGACCGCGCCGGCGGCGGCGAGCCUCCGCGCGCCGAGGCGGCGCGCGGGCGCGCGGAGGCUCCUCUGGGCCAGCCAGAGGGGCGCGCCGAAGGCGGGGCCGCGGCGGAGGCGCCGAGGGCCCGGGAGGAGGCCGAGCGGCUGGCCGCGGAGGAGGCGCGCGGGGCCCAG